Messenger RNA from Cucumis melo (muskmelon), 1276 nucleotides. RefSeq names its product GATA transcription factor 4-like. The transcript has 2 exons. The record is from RefSeq and is a predicted model, not a curated record. Bases 75 to 1046 code for a protein of 323 amino acids. Gene Ontology annotation, molecular function: sequence-specific DNA binding; zinc ion binding. NCBI's taxonomy places the organism in Eukaryota, Viridiplantae, Streptophyta, Magnoliopsida, Cucurbitales, Cucurbitaceae. Gene Ontology annotation, cellular component: nucleus. Gene Ontology annotation, biological process: positive regulation of DNA-templated transcription.
CCCUUCUCAAAAACCCCAUUCCACACUCCACUCUGCCUAAGUCAAUUUACUUUCCAUUCACUUCCUCUUCAUUAAUGGAACUCCCCGAGUAUCUUGUCGGUGGCUACCACGGCACCGGAGCCUCUCAAUUUUCGCCCCACAAUAAAAAAUCCACCUCCGAACAUUUCCCUGUCGAUGAAUAUUUAUUGGACUUCUCCAAUGAAGAUGUCGCAAUGCAUGGCGGUUUCUUCGAUAAUGUCGCCGGAAAUUGCAGUGAUAAUUCCUCCACUCUUACUGCUAUUGACAGCUGCAAUUCGUCUGUCUCUGGCGGCGAUAACCAGUUGUUAGGAAAAUUUGAGUCCGGAAGUUUCUGUGAAGCUCAAUUCUCCAGCGAACUCUGCAUUCCGUGCGAUGAUUUGGCGGAACUCGAAUGGCUGUCGAAUUUCGUUGAAGAAUCAUUUUCGACGGAGGAGAUUGAUAAGGAUUUUCCAGCAAUUCCAUUCAUCUCCGGAGGAAUAAGUUCGGCGGCGACUCCAGAAACAUCAUCGUCCUCCGGAGCGACAGCGUUUGGUUACGGAAAUGCAAAAACGACAACGUUUUUCCACAGCGAAGCUCUCACGCUCCCCGGCAAAGCCCGAAGCAAACGUUCACGCGCAACUCCUUGCGACUGGUCGACGCGGCUCCUCCAAGCGACGGCGCCGGAGAAAACGGAAGGGGCGAUGGGGAAGCCGGAAACGACGUCGGGUCGGAAAUGCCUACAUUGCGCGGCGGAGAAGACGCCGCAGUGGCGGACUGGGCCGAUGGGCCCAAAAACGCUUUGCAAUGCUUGUGGGGUCAGGUACAAGUCGGGUCGGCUUGUACCUGAAUACCGACCCGCUUCCAGUCCGACAUUUGUAUCGACGAAGCACUCGAAUUCUCACCGGAAGGUGAUGGAGCUCCGACGGCAAAAGGAGAUGCAACAUCAAGAGCAGUUUGUAAGUCAAAGUUCGAUAUUCAGCAGAUCCAACGGCUGUGAUGAGUACUUAAUCCACCGUCACAACGGCGGUGAUUUUAGUCACAUGAUGUAGAAUUUUGAAGUAAAAAGGGAUAGAAAGACAGUAAAAAAGGAAAAAAGAGAAAGAAUUUAAUUGAUUAUGCAUCUUUUUUUUUUUUUUUUUUUUUUUUUAUUUAAAACUUUUGGAAUUAAAAAAGAGGGAGAGAAGAUAAUCAUAAUGAUUAUGGUGGGGCUGAGUUGUUGUACGGACUAUUUUUAGGCAUCUUUCUUUUUUUAAUGAUUAAAACGAAAUUGCAUGAAAAA